AUGGAAGUGGUGAAGGUUGAGGCUGGUACUUGGGCCCAGCGGAUGCGAGUCAGGUUGGGUGACCACCUACUCUCGAUUGACUCCGCGGCUGUGGCGUCCUUCACUGAAGAGGGGCUGCUGGAGGCCAUCCGCGGACGAACACGACCUGCGCGUCUUCGAUUUCGCCGCUUAGGACAAGAUGGCUUGGACGAGGACCAGCGUCGUUUGGAGGUCAUCGCAACGGAGGGUGACGUGGACUUGGGCCUCCAGACUACUGGCGAGCCGCCUGGAGAGGUCUUCGUGUCCAAGGUGCUUCCGGGCAGUUGGGCAGCCCAGCGAGGGCUGCAGGAGAGGGACGAGCUCGUUGCCGUUGCGGGGCAUCCAGUCAGCAGCCUGAAAGGGGAGGCAUUCGCCAAGCAGCUGAAGUCUGUCCGGCCCCUGCGCUUGCGCUUCCACCUGGCACCCGGUGGCCCUCAGCCACCGCGGACCAAGUCGAAGCCAGAGCCGAAGAUCAAGGCCGAGCCCGAAGUAAAAGAAGCGCCCGAGGCCCAGCCGAAGGCCAAGGCUAAAGGGCGUCUCGGUCGAGCGAAGUUGGCACAAAUGCUCGUUGGGGACCUCAUGCAGGGGCGCGGGCAAGAGGAGGAGCUGGGAGAUGUUUCGCCGGAGCGUUCGGUCCAGGCGCCCUCCUCGCCAGUGACGCCGGCGCAGUCGUCAGCUCGGCCCCCGUCGCCGCCGAAGCCGAGCGCUCCGGUGGCGAAGCGCUCGCCUCCGCCCCCGGCGCCACCGAAGGCCAAGGCCGGAGCCUCUGUCCGCCCCUCCGAGCGUGAAGCACCGCGGGCGGGGCUUCGAACACAGGCUGCCGAGGAGUCGACCGACGACGAUGCAAUGCUCGAUGCCCACGCCGGGAAGCAGGACAAGAUUCUGGGCUUUGAGAUUGCUCAGCGUGGAUCCCAGUCUGCUUUCAUGGUCAGUGCGGUGUCGCCGGGAAGCUGGGCGACACGUCACCGAAUCCGCGUGGGCAACGAGCUAGUUUCCAUCGGAGACAAAUCGGCCAAGAAGCUGACUUUGGAGGAGGUCAAGACGAUGCUCUCCCCAGAUGGCGUCCGGCCGCUGAUCCUGUGGUUCCGUGCUGACAUGGGCGGUUGA
Messenger RNA from Symbiodinium sp. CCMP2456, 1125 nucleotides. NCBI's taxonomy places the organism in Eukaryota, Dinophyceae, Suessiales, Symbiodiniaceae. The record is from the annotation of a GenBank genome assembly.